Molecule: messenger RNA, 3024 nt
Organism: Suillus bovinus
Lineage: Eukaryota; Fungi; Basidiomycota; Agaricomycetes; Boletales; Suillaceae
Exons: 15
Coding region: 1-3024 (1007 amino acids)
Cellular component (GO): plasma membrane
Molecular function (GO): calcium-activated cation channel activity
Source: RefSeq, a predicted model, not a curated record
AUGCAGUCCAUCCUAGUCCGUGCGGUUGGCGACGAAGAGCCAGAACUGCCGCCGGGAUCACCUCCUACAUUCAAGUUCGAGGGUCCAUGGUUUACGACACAAAUCUUGCUCUCUUCCACCAUAGGACUCUCAUCUUUCCUGAUUUUUUCGUACUGUCGAAAGCGAUGGCCAUUGUUAUUUGCACCGAGAACGAUGCUGAAGGACUUCUCCCCGCACGAGGCACAUGCUCACCAGGCGUUUUUUGGAUGGAUUGUUCCAACUAUGAAGGUCUCUGAAUAUACUGUAUUGCAAAUUGUUGGAUUGGACGCGGCACUCCUUAGCUUCUUCAAGACAUCAUUUUACCUUUUUUCGGUUUGCUCUUUAUGCGCUGUUACGGUUCUUAUGCCCAUUAAUUGGAAGCAUAAUAUCGGCGUCGGAGGAGGUGCUGACGAAGACGACAACGAUUGGCCGGAAUGGGCCACCACUAGUUCUGACGACAACCCUAUAAUACCCGGACGGGACUGGCUCGACCUCAUCAGCGAUGCUAACUCAUAUCUGACGAUUCAUUUUCUCUUCACGUACCUUUUCACCUUCCUGGCGUUGCGGUUCCUUUAUACGAACUACCGUCGCUUCAUUCGCUCACGUCAGCUGUUCUCCCUCGAACUGGUUCAUUCUAUUCCAGGAAGGACUGUCAUCGUGACUAGGCUGCCUAACCAUCUUCGGUCCGAGCGGGCUCUCGCUGAGUACUUUGAAAACAUGGGGCUUAGCGUUGAGAGCGUGACGGUCUGCAGAGAAGUUGGUACCCUGAAAACCCUUCUUGACCUUAGAACAAAAGCAUUGCUGAAGUUGGAGAGCGCAUGGACGAAUUACGUGGGAAAUCCAAGUGUGGUGGAAUCCUACGACCCGUCCGAGAACGUAAUUCCUCCCUUCUCGGAUAGAGAGCCGUCGCUACUAGAAAAUCAGCAGGGGCGUUUCGUCGUACCGCAUCGCCAGCGUCCGGUCAUAAGACCAGGAUGGUUCUCUAGAAAAGUUGAUGCACUUGAGUACCUCGAGACAAAAUUUACGGAGGCCGACGAGAAAGUCAAAAGGUGGCGCCGUAUCGGGAAAACGAAGGCAACGCAAGUUGCUUUUGUUACGUUCGAGAAGAUGUCCAGUGCACAAAUUGCUGUGCAAGUGGCUCAUUCAUGUGACCCAGGGGAAGUGGAAGCCAGCCCAGCCCCUGAACCGCGAGACAUUGUUUGGUCGAACAUCACUCAUACUCCAGGAAACCUCUUGGCUCGUGAGGUAUUUGUAAUCGGUUGUGUAUUAAUACUGCUAUUUUGUUGGAUAUUCCCGAUCACCGCGCUUGCGAGUCUGCUGAGUUACAAGGAGAUCAAAAAAGUGAUGCCUUGGCUUGGCAGACUCAUCGAUAGCAACGACAGGAUACGUGCCAUCGUACAGAAUUCAUUGCCGUCCGUCGCCAUGAUUACGCUGAACGCACUUCUACCUUUUAUUCUUGAAGCCUUGACGUAUAUUCAGGGGUACAGAGCACGAAGCUUGAUCGAAUACUCUCUGAUGCGAAAAUACUUCUUGUUCCUCCUCAUCAAUGUGGUGUUCAUCUUCCUCAUGGCGAGCACGUACUGGCAGUUGGUGCGUGAUCUGGCGCACUCGCCUGCAAAGAUCCCAGAAAAGCUAGCUACAGCACUUCAACAAGGAAGGGCAAAGCACUUUUUCCUUUCGUAUGUUAUACUUCAAGGCUUUGGUAUCAUGCCGCUCCAGUUGCUCAGUUUGGGGGUGAUAAUACCCCGGAUGUUCUUACGCAUGUUCAGGACCCGCACACCUCGAGAUUUCGCUGAAUUGAAUGCCCCUCCCAUGAUCAACUAUGGUGUCGUAUAUCCUCAAGCGAUUCUCGUUUUUGUUGUUACUAUCCUGUACAGCGUCGUCCAGCCCUUGAUCGUUAUCUUUGGUGCAAUCUAUUUUGGAAUGGCCUACAUCGUGUACAAGUACAAGUUGUUGUUUGUAUUUUAUAAGCCCUACGAAUCUCAGGGCCAAGCAUGGCCUCUUACGUUCGUCAGGCUCAUUUGGGGCAUACUCAUUUUCCAGACGUUUAUGAUUGGCAUCUUGACCUUGCGGAAAUGUUAUAUUAUGUCUUCUCUCCUUCUUCCGCUGCUUGCAGGUACUGCAAUCUGGUCCUGGUACAUCUAUGAAACCUUCAAGCCUCUCAGCAGCGCAGUGUGUCUCAGUUCUGUGUGUGAGGUGGAGCGGGGCGAAGAUUCGGCGGAUGUAGUGAGGUUGCGGGAGGGACAUCCAGUGACAUGGUCGCAAAGCAAUUUGAUGCGUCGGAGAUACGCACAGAACGACGACAUGCUCUAUGUUGCUCCAGAAGACGAACGGACUGAUUAUUCACAACCACCUAUGGCUAAUUGGUAUAAUGGCGUGUUGAACACCGGCAAACGAAGAUACGGACAUCCUGCUCUAACUGGUGUGCUUCCUGAGCCCUGGCUUCCAUUGAAGAAAGGGCAAACCCUUGUCAAUGGGCACCGUGCAGGAGCGUCAAGAGCGUCUCCAUAUGUCAACCAAGGCAUCGUUCUCAAUCUACGUAACCGUUACACCAUGCUAAGAGGGAAGAUUCGAGCAUCGCGGCAAUCUCGCCCCGCUACUGAUGGUACUCUUACCGAUAUGAGUGCCUCUGAGAACCAGGAUGGUGUUCGUCCUCCGGAUGCUGGACCUUCGAACCCAUGGGUGGGUACAAGGGCGCGAGGAUCUCAGUCGCAUAGCAGCCUCAAUCACCGCCUGAGCUUCGACCCUGCUUCGGGUGUUAUCAUGUUACCAGAAGAUGGCGAUUGGUUGAUAGACGACGACUCCGAUGAUGAUUACGGGACUAUGAGUCCGACGCCUGAUGCAGUCCACAGCCCGAAUAAUGCAUCUCAGGAGGAUUUGUUACCUACAAACGGUCAAUCACUAUCCACACCUCUUUCUUCGCCCAGCAAGCGGCGUCAUGGCACAUACUACCAUCACCCAGAACGUCGUCGUACAAUACCUGGAUCUUUUCCCUUGCCGACAUGA